AUGAAAGUGCAACUUAUUUUAGUGUGUCUACUCGUUGAGUAUGCUUCAACAACUCUUGAAAGUUUAAUGCAAAUUAUUUCCAUUAACUCAAAGAAGUAUGAUAUGUAUGGUUGGGAAUAUGUUGACUUAUAUGAAGAUGAUGCACAACACAUACCGUUAGUUGAAGAAACACCGAAAUUUAUCCAAAGAAUGAUUAAAAACAACAACAACAACAAUUGGAAUAAACCUAUACUAAAGAAUAAUGAGUUUCUUAGUCAUCUGAAUGCAUCUAAUUUACCAUGGACAUAUAAUAAUUAUCUUACAACUUCGAUUAGGUAUAUUCUACUGCGUUGGCAUGAAAUCAUCGAUGAGUGUUAUUCAUAUGUGAAAGAUGAACACCUUAAACCGUUGUGUAGCAUUCAGUUCGGUCAAAAAGCGUAUUGUAGUAAUGGCAGUAUAAAGAAAUUUUCUCAAAGUCUUGUAGGAAAAGUGAAACUGUUUCCUCUAACAUCAGAUGCAUCUAUUAAUAAUAUGGCUAUUGAAAGUAUUCUACUAUCGAAUUGUGCCUAUCAUAUUAGAGCAAUCCAAAAGGCAAAUGAUUCUGUUAAACAUUUUCCCAACUCAUCCGCUUUUAGAUUCUUAUAUGCAGAGGUUUUAUCAAGGAAUUCGCACCCAGAAUCGUUAACGGAAGCACUUAAGGAGAUCACUGUCGCUGUAAACAUGGAUAGUUCAGUUAUUUUAUACAGGGUAAAAAAGUUGUCUCUUCUGUUGCGUUUAGGAUAUAUGGAAAAAGCCCGAGAAGAAGGUGAACAACUGACAAAAAUAUUAGCUGAAAACCCGUCAAAAUCUUGUUAUCUUCAACAAAACAACUGUCUGCAUAAACCAAUCCAUCAUUCAGAGUCUAUGGCUAUUUGGAGGCCAUGGUUUUAUUUGGGUCUGUUUCAUCUUGUCGAUAGCAAUUUAUCAGCAGCUUCUGAAGACUUUACUAUUGCAUUUAAUUUGGCGUCGUUAACACUGUCAACUGACAAGCCAUUAUCCAAGUCAACUAUAGGAUUACUUAUGUACAUGAAAGCUUUAUCAGCAUUGUAUAAAUCAGAAAUACUAGAUGCUAUGGAACUUGCCAUCAAAGGCGUUCAUAACUAUCCUUUUAUCUUAGACACUAUACUAUUAUUGGCUCAAAGUACAACACGUGCUUCUUUUAGUAAGAAUUCAUUGAAUAUACUUGAUUUAGCAUUUCCACUUCUGGACAGUGCCGUUAAUGAUCCAUCCAGUCCUGCUUUCGUUGAGACAUAUACUGAGCUAAAACUAGUCAAGCAUCAAAUUAUACAAUUACGUGCUCUAGUCAAUUAUAGACAGGGGAAUAUACUUCAAGCAAAAAACGAUGCAACGCUGUGCUUAGAUUUAUUUCCAUUGGAUGGACUUUGUGUAUAUAUCAAAACUCUUUGUGAAUUGUGCACUGGAUCACUAAUGAGCGCAAUAAAAUCUUCAGCAGUACUUUCGUACAAUUUAAAUUAUUCACUUGAAAAUUCUUCAGAAAUAUUUCAUUUAAAAUAUCUCAUUGAAUGGAUCCGAUAUGUCCACAGUCAUCUAUAUCACUCAUUAAAUGAUUUCCAUUGGUUAGAUAAUUUUCCUGAGAGAUUAAUUCACUCAUGGAUUCGUGGAAUACCGAUGGGUGAAACUAAAUUCUUUACCACCCAGUCGGGUAUUAUAUCAUAUACACCAAACCCCGUUGUAUCACCAGAUUAUAUGAAAACUAUACUCAAUGAAAAAUCAUCUCAGUCUAUCACCGAAUCAUCAGAAAAAUUCAAUGAAUGUAAUCAAAAAUCAUUUCUGUUAACUAGUCAACCUGUCCAUUGUCAAAAGUUUUACUUAAACCGGUUGAAAAAUUAUUUAUGUCAUAUAGAUGGUCAAAUGGGUGUUCCAAGUGAUUCCGCUAAUUCACAAAGUGAUAAUGCUGCUCCUGAUUAUUCACUUAUUAUCAAUCAACGUCAGCAGUUGGCGCUGGCUGUUAGUAGUCUAUACAGUGCUGAAUUAAUUCGUAAUUUUUGGUGUUAUCGUCACCGGGUAUCGUUUAGUACAUGCUGGGCAUAUUCACAGGAUCGUCAAGCACAAGCAUCAGCUAAUAAUCAUCGACGUAAAUCAUUCAAUAAUAAUUAUCCACCACCUAGUCAAAAGUUUAUUAAUGAUUGCAGUCAGUUAUCACUAUCAUCAUCACCAUCACCACCGUCUUCGAUCAAUAAUAACACUUAUCGACCGUUUUGGUUAAAACGUUUAUGUAAAUUAUUAAAACAACAAGCCAUUGAAAAGCCUUAUCCACCUGAUUGGUUCGUACAAACAAGUAUUACAGCUAGAUUAUUACAUUUAGCUGACCCUUAUGAAGAGUUAGUAUUUUGGAAAGUGUAUACGCCUAAUACAACCGAUAAUAUAUCGAAGAAUUAUGUACAGAAUGAUGAAAAUAAUUCACCAGAUUCUUAUUACGAUAAUAACGAAGAGAAUGAAAACGAAGAAGAUUACGAUGCGGAUUCAAACGGUCGAGCAGAUGUAAAUUCUGACCGACAGAAUAAAGGAGAUAAACAGCGAAAAAAUCAAUGGGAAAAUGGUUUAGUUUGGGAUGAAACAUUUUUCAUUAAAAGUGGACACAUUUUACAUGGACAUGUAGCGUAUAUGCCACAUGUAAUCAUUGAAUUGAUGCUUUUGUUGGAAGAGAAAAUUGGUCAUCUCCCUGAUCAUUUAAAAUUCGACAGAAAUAAUUUUGAGAUUCAUUGUAUAGACCAAUCACAUGAUUAUGGUCAUUUGCAUGUUAAUAAACUGAACCGUGUGCUAGAUCAAAGCAAACAGGAUUGUUUAAUACCCACAUUGAACAAAUUAUGGCGUUAUGCACAAAUUGCAGAGUUAUUCGAUGAAAAUUUCAAUGUUUUUAUAAAUCUCUAUGUUCCUGGGACUAUGUACCUCAAUACAGACUAUACAUUACGUUCACCAUCCUCAUCAUGGGAUUCUAAGCCUAUUAAGCGUCAUUUAGCUGUUGUUUUAAAGUUUACUAAACAUCCUGAAGAUAAUACGUAUUCCUUGUCGAUGCUUCGUCUUUCAAACCCUAUGCACCGUGAUAAGCUUAUCGCAGAGAUGGAUUCCGCCUUCGAUAAUUAUUUAUUGUAUGGUGAAAAAGCUUUGUCUGAUAUUUUAGCCAGCCCAAAUAUCAAAGGUGAUUUUGUUGAUUCAUCCUCAUUUACUGAAAAUAAACACUUACAAAAUGCAUUGCAAAGCAUAUUUGAUUGGCUUUAUUACUGGAGUAUACUGAAACCUAUUGCAUCGUAUCAUAGUUUCCGCAUUGGUUACAGUAUGGCAUUGGGUAUGUUACGUGCCAUAGGAUUGCAGCCAACUGUAUUUUUGCCUAAAUCCAAAAUUGAUCUAGAAAUGGAGUCCAUAUUCAUUGGUUCAUCUGAAAAAUUUGGUGAAUUAUGUCGUAAUGUAUUAGGGCUGUCUGGGUUAUCAAAAUCAAGUCUAUCAUUAUCCUGGGAAAUUUCACCCGAAGAAGUUAUCAAAAGUCCAAAGCAUUUUCUGGAAUUUUUAAAUUUACAGCUAGUAUCUAACUGUGCUAAGUAA
Molecule: messenger RNA, 3579 nt
Organism: Trichobilharzia regenti
Lineage: Eukaryota; Metazoa; Platyhelminthes; Trematoda; Strigeidida; Schistosomatidae
Source: the annotation of a GenBank genome assembly